AUGAAAAAGCCAUUGGGUGAACCGAAGACCGAAGUGGCUCGUGAGAUUGUAUCCAAGUCGUUUGUUCACCCGCUUCUCCGAAAGCAAACAAUCAAAGAUACAGGACCUAUGAUUGCGCCUACCAAUGACACGGAACAGCUUCCCAUCAACUGGGAUGGCUGGCCCGAUGGAUACAUUGAAUUAGACCUCUCCCAUGCCGAGUUUUCGGCAACUAAACAGUUGAUGUAUCAUUGGGCGUACACCGUAUCAGGAGGCUAUAAAUCCGGGCUCGAAGACCCUAAUGCUGAUCGUUGGGAGGACGGAAAGCAAUCUACACGAAAAUGCUGCGGAGUUAUUCUGUGCACCAAUAAAGAUUGCACAAUUGUUGUUCGUCCAAACACCAAGGAAACUGCGUUUAAACAUCAGCUCCAAAAAAAAUGUGUAUGUGGAGCGCGUUUGUACCACGAGAAAUGCGAAAUACGAGCAACUCUAUGGAAGUGGGCUGGUGGUAUCCAUUAUGUUCAUCCUGGAUUUCAUUCCCACCAACGCCUUACACAUAUCCUUCACAUUACUCAAGCAGAAGAAUCUCGCUUCAUCGAGAUUGUAACUGCAAACAAAGACAUUGGUCCUCUGGGCUUAAUCGUUGGAGUCCCGACAAAAAAUGGCCCCGGUGAAUCUGUCGCAGACAUUUCGGAUGUUUAUUUGAAUCGUGAUCGAGUUCAGAAGGAUCGCCUCAAGAUUUGUGGUCGCUCGUCUCAGACUGCUCAAGCACUCUUCCAGGCCUUUACCGAAUUUUCCAAAAAGUUUCCCAACUUUGUAAUCCACUCCGAGUUCAUGAACGAAGUCGUCAUAUCUGUUCAAACAGAUUUCAUGCGCUCGCAACUUGUCAAAUUGGAUGCCCUUGACGAGGCAGUCAACGGUACAGUCAAUGAUGCUGCACACGGUUGGUGGAAGGAACGUCAAUGGGUCUUGAUUAUCUCGUCAACCUAUUGUCCAGUGCUUCUAUGCUGGGUACCCGGAGUCAUGUCGUUCAGCAAUGGGCAAAGCACUCAGCAUUUCAAGUAUCAUUUCAUUGCUGUCUUUCAAAGCAUUAUUCGCGAAGCAAAGGAGAAGGAUAUUCCUGUUUCGCACUCAAUGUUUGCUGGAGUACGUCACUGA
Psilocybe cubensis is the source of this 1137-nucleotide messenger RNA. RefSeq lists its product as uncharacterized. The transcript is spliced from 3 exons. NCBI's taxonomy places the organism in Eukaryota, Fungi, Basidiomycota, Agaricomycetes, Agaricales, Agrocybaceae. The coding region runs from base 1 to 1137 and encodes 378 amino acids. The record is from RefSeq and is a predicted model, not a curated record.